Molecule: messenger RNA, 3084 nt
Organism: Lemur catta (Ring-tailed lemur)
Lineage: Eukaryota; Metazoa; Chordata; Mammalia; Primates; Lemuridae
Gene: CUEDC1
Product: CUE domain containing 1
Exons: 11
Coding region: 365-1528 (387 amino acids)
Molecular function (GO): ubiquitin binding
Source: RefSeq, a predicted model, not a curated record
CCCGGCCCCAGCGGCCCGCGGGGAGCGGACGCGCGUGGCGGCUGCUCGGUGGGACCGUCGGAGGAGCGGGCGCCAGGAUGCCCCGGGGGUGCGGGUGACCGGCUGGCCAGCCCCAGCACCGCCCAGGCCCACAUGCCGCCGCUCCGCGAGGACUGCUCCCCGAGGGCCGCUCGGGGCCCCGAGCACGUUGUGUCCUGACAAGGAGCCCCCAGCAGCCCGUUCCCACCCGGCCCCCUUGGGGGCGGAGGCGCCGCAGGAGUGAGCUUCCCAGCCCGCGGAGCAAGCAAGCGGCCGACGGUGGAGGGACCCCGGGGAACGGGCUUUGCGGCCGGCUGGAAACAUUUUCCCCAAGCGGUUCCGCAAAAUGACCAGCCUGUUCCGUCGGAGCAGCAGCGGCAGCGGCGGGGGCGGCACGGCCGGGGCGCGUGGGACCGGGGCCGGGGGCGGCGCGGCCGCAGCCCCGCAGGAGCUCAACAACAGCCGGCCGGCCCGCCAGGUGCGCCGCCUCGAGUUCAACCAGGCCAUGGACGACUUCAAGACCAUGUUCCCCAACAUGGAUUACGACAUCAUCGAGUGCGUGCUGCGCGCCAACAGCGGCGCCGUGGACGCCACCAUCGACCAGCUGCUGCAGAUGAACCUGGAGGGGGGUGGCGGCAGCGUCUACGAGGACAGCUCCGACUCUGAGGACAGCAUCCCCCCGGAGAUCUUGGAAAGGACUCUGGAACCUGAUAGCUCCGAUGAAGAGCCCCCGCCUGUGUACUCCCCACCAGCCUACCACAUGCACAUGUUUGACCGGCCUUACCCUCUGGCUCCCCCCACGCCACCUCCCCGGAUCGACGCGCUGGGCUCCGGACCUCCUCAGAGCCAGAGGCGCUAUCGGAACUGGAACCCACCACUGCUGGGCAACCUCCCCGAUGACUUUCUCCGCAUCCUGCCCCAGCAGCUGGACAGCAUACAGGGUAACCCGGGGGGCCCCAAGCCUGUGAGCAGAGAGGGAGGCCCCCCUGCCACGGCUGGGCCUGGGCCCCCAGACCAGGAGAGCCGCUGGAAGCAGUACCUGGAGGACGAGAGGAUCGCGCUCUUCCUGCAGAACGAGGAGUUCAUGAAGGAGUUGCAGCGCAACCGCGACUUCCUCCUGGCCCUGGAGAGAGAUCGAUUGAAAUACGAAUCCCAGAAAUCCAAGUCCAGCACUGUGGCUGUUGGAAACGACUUCAGCUUCCCCUCUCCUGUCCCAGGAACUGGUGACGCCAACCCCGCUGUGUCUGAAGAUGCCUUAUUCAGGGACAAGCUGAAACACAUGGGGAAGUCCACCCGGAGGAAGCUGUUUGAACUCGCCCGAGCCUUCUCUGAGAAGACCAAAAUGAGGAAGUCAAAGAGGAAACACUUGUUGAAGCAUCAGUCGCUAGGGGCUGCCGCGUCCACAGCCAAUCUCCUGGACGACGUGGAGGGCCACGCUUGUGAUGAAGACUUCCGUGGAAGGCGGCAGGAGACCCCCAAGGUGGAGGAAGCCCUGCGAGAAGGACAGUAAGAGGUGCCAGCAGCUCCUCCUCUCCGGAGGUGAUGUGACCCGUGGGGACAGCCAGAGUGCAACACUGGCCCCCAGCUGAAGGGCCCAGCUGCAGCCAGAGAGAUGGUGCUUGAGAACCGAGGCCUAGUGGUCUUACGGCCACAGUCCAGCCCAGCCACUGCCAUUUUCCUUGGGACUUAGAACUUUGGAGUCGCCAUCCUGCCAUCAGAGGAAGGACCUGGGGCUAGAGGCACCAGCCAAUCAGAGCCCCUUUUGUAGCCCGGCUUUUCUAUGGGCAAGGAGUGGAAAUGCGGGAACCCCCCUUCUGAAAAGAAAAAAAUUCCAGGAAACAUGCAAAAGUUGGAGUAAGGCAAGAUGACCCUACCAGAGGCUCUGGUCUGAAGGUGGAGCCCCUGCCUCCUGCCCUUCCCCAUCUCUCCUGCCGCAGCCUCUACCAGCCCCCACCCCACCCCCAGCCCCCUCUGGGCACCUUGUGCCCUUUCUCCUCGCAGCCUCCUGCACCUCGGCCUUUCCCCGGGCUGCCGACCCUCCGCACGACCCCUACCCACAGUGCGGGUGGGAGACCCCCGGACACCCUCUGCUGGGGCAGCCUCCCUUUCACCCAGCAGGGAUGGGGAGGUGGGGCCCCGGAGCUGGAGGACUCAGGCCAGGCAGGGUCUUUAGUUUGGCAGAGGACAAAAGCCGGGUCCGGAGUCAUGCCACAGCGGGGGCCCCCAGGGCCUCUGGCUCCUCAGCUGGACUGGAAGUCGGGCCGUCCUCUUAGGGCGGCCGCGGCGGGUUCCGGAGCGACCCCUUGAGAAGGCGCAGGCGGAAGAGCAAGGUGGAGGGGCCGUGCGCCUGGGUGGGAGCGCCCGGGGCAGAAGGGCUUGCCGGGUGCCGCUUGGGAAGAGCGAGGUGCUGCGAGGAGGAAAACUCCGACCCCGCGAUCGCUAACCCGGCACCAACCACUGCCAAGGGCAGGGAGGCCGCCGCGUCUCUCGGGCCCCGUCCUCGCCACGGGACCGCGCGGGCCUUCCCGGGCGCGGGGCUGCGGCGUGGGAGUGGGAUCCGAUCCUGGGGGCCUCGGUGGCCCCGGGUUCGUGAGGGCGCAGCGGAGGCGAGGCCGAGAUAGCCCCUCGCCCCGCCCAGACUCUGGAGCCGCCGAGCUCCCGAGAGCGGCGGGCGCGGGAGGCCGGACGCGCCGCCACCGCCGCCGAGCGUGACCAAGUUUGGAAGCGCGCGGGGCCGGGGACGCUGGCGCGGGGGCGCCUGCCGAAGAGGGGCGCUCGCCCUGCGCUGCUCCCCGCGGCCAGGCCUGCGGUCCCUGGAGGGAGGGAGAGGUCCCCAAGGAGCGCCCCGGGGCCGCCAGCCCGAGCUCCGGAGGGGUCUGAGCCCGAGGGGCAGGGGAGGGGGCUGUAGCCCUGACGCCUCCCGCGCCAGAAACGGGCGCAAGGCGGGGGAAGCCCCAGCCCCACGUCUGUGUGUGUUGCUUUGUUAUUUUUUUCCUCCUAUGUGUGGGUUUUUUCUUGGAGUUGUUUCAUAGGAAUUCCUGUAAUAAAGACUUGGUGUUCUCGGUG